Messenger RNA from Scleropages formosus (Asian bonytongue), 2847 nucleotides. RefSeq names its product myocyte enhancer factor 2ca (gene mef2ca). The transcript is spliced from 10 exons. Gene Ontology annotation, biological process: positive regulation of transcription by RNA polymerase II; cell differentiation. Gene Ontology annotation, molecular function: DNA-binding transcription factor activity, RNA polymerase II-specific; RNA polymerase II cis-regulatory region sequence-specific DNA binding; protein dimerization activity. The record is from RefSeq and is a predicted model, not a curated record. The coding region runs from base 441 to 1856 and encodes 471 amino acids. NCBI's taxonomy places the organism in Eukaryota, Metazoa, Chordata, Actinopteri, Osteoglossiformes, Osteoglossidae.
GCGUGCGUGCGUGCACGCGCACGUGUGGCAGCAAGGGAAAAACGAUGAGACUAAGGAGCGCUUCACCUCGACAGGGCAACAGGGCACAGGGGUCAAAGCCGGGAUUUAGCGCUCAGGAGCGUCGGCUUACUCUUACGUAACAUGUCACACCGGAGGGAUACUUUGACAUCCGGAGGCCGGGCAGAGAUUUCAGAGUUUGUCGCGUUCUUUCAGUGAGCAGGAGGAGAAAGUCGCAGCGCUGUCGCUGACACCGCCGAGGUACUUCUAUAAGACGAUACGUCGCCGCCGUCGCUGCACUUCUUAGGAGUGGAUGCUGGAGUGAGUCGGAAGAAGAGAAAGCGUUGCGGAGACGAGAAAGACUGCCUUGGGGCUUCUCGAGACGAGCAAGAAAGGAGUACGUACGAUACCUUGGAGAGAGGAGAGAAAGGAAGACGGGUACGAUGGGGAGAAAAAAGAUUCAGAUCGCGCGCAUCAUGGACGAGCGCAACAGACAGGUUACAUUUACCAAACGGAAGUUCGGCCUCAUGAAGAAAGCCUAUGAGCUAAGUGUCUUGUGCGACUGCGAGAUUGCCCUCAUUAUCUUCAACAGCACCAACAAGCUGUUCCAGUAUGCAAGCACCGACAUGGACAAGGUCCUGCUUAAAUACACAGAGUACAAUGAGCCGCACGAGAGCCGGACGAAUUCGGACAUUGUUGAGACACUGCGCAAGAAGGGUCUAAAUGGCUGUGAAAGCCCUGACAUUGACGCUGAUGACUCUCCAGGACACAGUCCCGCAUCCGAGGAUAAGUACCGCAAAAUCAACGAUGACAUCGACCUCAUGAUCAGCAGACAGAGACUGUGUCAGGUGAUCCCCCCCUCCAGCUACGACAUGCCCGUCUCAGUCCCGGGGAGCAAUCCCAACAGCCUCAUCUACAGCCACCCAGGUGGCUCUCUGGGAAACCACAACCUGCUGCCUCUGGCCCACUCCUCCCUGCAGCGUAACAGCAUGUCUCCUGGAGUCACGCAUCGGCCACCCAGCGCAGGCAACACAGGUGGUCUGAUGGGUGCGGACCUCUCCGCCAGCAUGGGGACCGGUGCUGGAAACGGCUACGGAAACCACCGCAACUCACCCGGCCUGCUGGCCUCACCGGGGGGCCUGGGCAAGGGCAUGCAGGCCAAGUCUCCGCCGCCCAUGAACCUGGGCAUGAACAGCCGCAAACCUGAUCUGCGUGUGCUCAUCCCCCCCGGAGCCAAGAAUGCCAUGCCGUCCAUUAACCAGAGGAUAAACAACUCACAGUCUGCGCAGUCAUUGGCUACACCAGUGGUUUCCGUAGCAACUCCAACUCUUCCAGGUCAAGGCAUGGGAGGGUAUCCAUCAGCCAUAUCAACAUCAUAUGGUACUGAGUACUCCCUGAACAGCGCUGACCUGUCUUCGCUGUCCGGGUUCAACAGUGCCAGCGCUCUGCACUUGGGCUCGGUGGCCGGCUGGCAGCAGCAGCACGUGCAGAACAUGCAGCAUUCGGCCCUUAGCCACAUAGGAAAUUGCACUAGCAAUCACUUAUGUCAGAGUUCAAAUGUGUCCCAGCCCUCUGCACAAAGCCUGCACAUCAAGUCCGAACCUGUUUCUCCUCCUAGAGACCGCGCCGGCGGUGCGCCGGUCGGCUACCCGCCCCCGCGGCAGCUGCCCCCGCGCCAGGAUGCGGGGCGCUCGCCCGCCGACAGCCUGAGCAGCUGCAGCAGUUCGUACGAGGGCAGCGAUCGCGAGGAGCACCGCGUCGAUUUCCACUCGCCCCUGGGGCCGGCGCGCCGCUCUCCGGACCAGCGGGAGAGUCCGUCCGUGAAGCGCGCGCGCCUCUCAGAGGGCUGGGCCACAUGAUGGGACGGAUCCCGGGCCCUCGGCCCACCCCCGCGCUCGAUCCCCACGCAUCGUGGAAGAAGCCCCCUUUUCUAAAUCGAUGUUCGGUGUUUCAUUCUUUUCUGCAGUGCGUGCGUGUGCGCGUGCGCGUGCGUCUGUGUGCUGCGCAUAUAUCAGUGUUGCGAUCGGUGGGAAGGUGUGCUGAGGGUGGGGACCAGGGUACAUCUGGAAGUUUUUUGCAGUGCGGGAGUGUGUUUGAAUUUUUUUUUUUUGACUUUUUUUCCAGUGGGGGCAUUACUUGUGCCAUGUGUGGGAAUGAAGUUGCAUAUGUACACAAGGGUGUAUUUAUAUAAAUGAAAUGAACAAGAAAACAGUCAGGUACUCUGUUUUGUACGGCUUACGACGCGUGUACAGGUGGGCUUUCCACGCUGCCAGUUCCCCGCAACGCGGCCGUGCAGGCUCUGCAGUACAAUAGAUGAUGUCAUGUUGCAGGUUCAACGUAUUUAUGUAAAUAGCCUUUCUAGGGCGAGGGUUUCGAAGCUCCGACACUCUGCAGAUUCAUUUAGCGGAAGAAAAAUGUUGAAAAGCUCUUAUGCAAUGUUCAAAUUACACAGGUAAACCUGCAGGCCUGUAGCUGGAACCCUGGAAAAUGGUUUUGUGUCUCUGUACUAUGGAACAUACAGUAUUUAUAGUAGGAUGGAGUGGAAUCCAAUCACAGUGGACCAUACUGUUAUUUAAGAGCCGUGCGUGUGGCAUAUUCAAAGUCUCAGUGACACAUUAUAUAUUCAAAAAUGAAAGGAUGUAUGAUACAUUUUGCUUAUAUUUUCGUAAAAAGGAAUUGAAAUGCAAAGCAUUUGUGGCGUUUUUGUAGUUUCUAUAAGCCAGAAUGUGUUUUUGAUAGCUUUGCUAAAAUAAUUUGAAGAAAAAAAACCUAGAAGUAAAAAAAAAAAAAUAAGUACAUGGGCUUUUUGUAUAGAAAGCACUACCUUUAAGCCAUGAAAACAGACAGAAA